AUGGAGCGUCUUCUUCUGCUUCUCGUUUUGGGCCUCGCAGGUGCGUCGCCGCUGAUGGACGACAACCUGUGCCAGCCUCACUCCAGACCCUGGCAGGUGUGGCUUCAGACCCCCUGGAAGAGAUGCAGCGGCGCCCUCGUAAACCGCUGGUGGCUGGUGACGUCCGCCGCCUGCGCUUCGACCGACGUCACGGCGUCCCUGGGCGAACAUAAUGUGAUGGAGGACGAGGGCACCGAGCAGCACAUUGCCGUGGCGGAGGUUAUCCGCCACAGCCCGUACCGCUCACCCCUGCACAGCCUGGUCAUGAUGCGCCUGGCCCAGCCGGCCCAUUUCACCCAAUACGUGCAGCCCAUCGGCCUGCCGGGUCGCUGCCCUCAGCCGGGAGACAGCUGCACUGUCAGCGGAUGGGGCUCCACAGUGCCCAAUCAGUAUGAGUCUCCUAACCAGCUCAAGUGUUUAACUGUACCGGUUGUGGAAGAUCAAACUUGCAUGAAUGCGUUCCCCGACUACCUGUUCUGGAGCUUGGGGAUGGUGUGUGCUGGCGGGGCUGACGCCGCUGGCUGCUUGAAGGACAAUGGCGCCGUGCUGGUGUGCGACGGACAGCUGCAGGGCGUGCAGUGGGUGGAUCUGGGCUGUCGGAACGCCGAGCACCCCAGCGUCUACACCAAGCUGUGCAAAUACAACGACUGGAUGCGCAGAGUGAUGGACAGCCACACGCCGACCACCACCACCGCACGGCCCUUCACCUCCAAGAGCCCAUGA
Syngnathus typhle (broad-nosed pipefish) is the source of this 762-nucleotide messenger RNA. Its product is annotated as trypsinogen-like protein 3. NCBI's taxonomy places the organism in Eukaryota, Metazoa, Chordata, Actinopteri, Syngnathiformes, Syngnathidae. The transcript has 5 exons. Gene Ontology annotation, biological process: proteolysis. The coding region runs from base 1 to 762 and encodes 253 amino acids. Gene Ontology annotation, molecular function: serine-type endopeptidase activity. The record is from RefSeq and is a predicted model, not a curated record.